Messenger RNA from Leptinotarsa decemlineata (Colorado potato beetle), 629 nucleotides. RefSeq lists its product as uncharacterized. NCBI's taxonomy places the organism in Eukaryota, Metazoa, Arthropoda, Insecta, Coleoptera, Chrysomelidae. The record is from RefSeq and is a predicted model, not a curated record.
CUUGUCCUUUUAUUCAGUGUAUCAUUAUUCCUUGGGCAACACAUUUGUCCAAAAACUCCAAGCUGGUAUGCUUACCUAUUCCCAGUGGUUGUAUUAUCAACUCUGAGCGUGCAGAUUGUCCUGUAUCUCAUAUUUUCUAUAGGCUGUACAGUUAGUAGACCUGGUUUCUGGAUAUAUCUAGAUAUAGGUGUAAUGUUGUUUCUGUCACUUGUUACGAUCAUUUGUUCUGUAAUCACGUAUAAGGAAUGCAACCAGACUUCGAUUGAAUAUCAGAUUCCAGGACCAUGUGCAAUGGCUGGAGGAGUAAUUUUGGUUGUAAGUUGUGGGUCCAUAUUUCUUCUAUACCGCUAUGUUGAAGAAGAAAUGGAUGUAACUCCCAUUGAUGGUGGUAACAGUGAGCGACCUGAGGGUAGAAAGUCUAUUUUUGCUUGAAAAAGUGACCAAUAUGAUAACAAUCGAGGUUUCUGACCAUAGAUACAGUCAGUGUACAAUCGCGUUUUAUCCCGAUAAAUGUUUGAGUCGACACCUUUUUGUGUUGGUACCCUAAAAUAUUAUAGACUGAUUUUACCAGUGUUGUCUGAUAUAUCCGAGGUUGAAAUAUAUCUUCCGUUUAAUUUCUUUAAAGCUGC